CAAAAACUCAUUAAAGAAAUUGAGAAAUUUUAUCACAGCAAUUUAUUUUUCUAGAUCCAAAAUACAGUAAAGCCCGAAUGUCAAUUUUCAUUCUUCCAAAUCCAAAAUACAGUAAAGAUAAUGAAACUUUACCACGCCAAUUUUGCUGAAUCACACCAUCACCGAAAAGCCCUAAAACUCAUUGAAGAAUACACAAUUAACUCCCUUUUUCUUACAAAAACAACUAAUAUGAUAAUGGAUUACGAAACAGGGUCUCAAAGCAAAAUCGAUGGGUUGAAGGUUAAGUAUCGUCUCUGCAGUUCAACGUAAUAUAGCGUGGGACCGGCGAGAGGACUGGUAGCAGCCAGCAGGCCGGAAGCCGAAGGCGUAAAGUAGACGGCGAGGGGUGAGGGGGCGAGUGAGAUAACGCGCGAGUAGGAAAUAAAAAAUAAAAAGAUUUUUUAAGGGUAUAUUAGUCAUUUUGAAUGAAAUUUUGGGUUUCCUAAUUACCAAACCCUCGCCAGCAAAAAGGGCACAGCGCUAUUCGGGGAGCCGGAUUGAGAGGGCUCUGCCGAAACCCUAAUUUCAAAUUAUCAACGAUGGCUAAGCGCGAAUUGUCAAGCACAUUGAAGAACUUGAAGUUCAUGCAAAGGGGAGCUAAUAAAGAGGAGAAAACCAAAAAAGUAGAAGAAGUCACUCCCAAUGGAAAUUUCCCAUCCUUUAUUACCACCAAAAAAUGUAUGGUCAUUAUGGAAGGUGAUCCUAGUCCAGGUUCCAUUAGAGGCCGAAUGUCAUUCCAGAGUUUUAAUCCUUCCAUUGAUAAAUUAAACGAAGAGGCUUCAAACCCAAGACAAUCAGAAAAUGAUGCUACUUCCUCUGGGCAUCAACCUAAUAGAGAAAAUGUAUCACCAGAAGAUGAAUUAAUGAGCAUGAGAGAAGAAACUUCAAGUGGAAAGAAAACCAAAAGGAAACAAGCAGAAGUUAUUUCAGACACCAAAUCACCAAAUAUCAAUGAAGCAAAUACUUCAUCAUCAAACAAUGGUAAAAGGAGUUCUCAUAAGCCACCUAAGCGAGGAAAGCUCGACUUUAAUGUUUUAAGAUCUCCUAAGAAUCAAAGUAAAAGGUCAUGAUCUUGAUCUUUUUCAUGUUAAACAAUUAAAAGAAUAUGCUUCUAUUUUAUAUUUUUUGCCCUCAAACUUCUUAGUUUAGUUGCAAUGUAUAACUUUCUCAUCAAGCUUAUCAUGUAACUAACUUCUUAGUUUAGUUGCAUUGUAGAAUGUUCAAUGUUUGUGAUUUGCUUUAUUUUGAAUGUAUGGUUGAAUACAGAUAUUAUUUGAUGACCUACUCAACAAAACUAAUCUGUUGAAUAAUGGGAAUUAUUAUUAUAAAGACAAAGUUAGUUUCUUAGGCUGAAAGAUAAGCUAGAAAAUUCUUAAUGGUGUUGGUGGUUGUUUUUAUCCAUUGAACUUAAAUAUAUUUUAUAUAAAGUUUGAAUGUAAUAGUUUAUAAUGUUGGC
Lactuca saligna is the source of this 1495-nucleotide messenger RNA. The record is from the annotation of a GenBank genome assembly. Lineage: Eukaryota; Viridiplantae; Streptophyta; Magnoliopsida; Asterales; Asteraceae.